CGGCAGACGGACGCAAUUGUUGCCCGCCAGAGGCUGACCCGCGUUCUGGCCGCGUUCUGGCCGUGCCGAUCGCUGCACCGUUGCCGUGCUGCUCUGCAUCCACCUUAUCUGCUCUGUAGCUCAGACUCUCAGAUCAGAUGUGCGGUGGUUCGUUGCUGUGCAGGUGGCUGGGAAACCAGCACCGCUUGUUGAGAAACGUCAGAGAAACCGUGACAGAAAUGCCUCGUGUUCUGCAUGCGGAGCUGCUUUCUGGACUUUCUGCUAAGAAGAAGUUGGAUUCCAUGGGUUCCAAGAGGCGAAGAGCAACCUCGCCGUCCAGCAGUGUCAGCGGAGGGGACUUCGAUGAUGGCCACCACUCCACGAAUAUCCCAGGCCCCAGCAGGAAGAGAAGGAGGCUUUCAAAUCUCCCGACUGUGGAUCCUAUUGCUGUAUGCCAUGAACUUUACAACACCAUCAGAGAUUACAAAGAUGAACAGGGCAGGCUCCUUUGUGAGCUUUUCAUUAGGGCACCGAAACGAAGAAAUCAACCAGACUAUUAUGAAGUGGUUUCACAGCCAAUUGAUUUAAUGAAAAUCCAACAGAAACUGAAGAUGGAGGAAUAUGAUGAUGUGAAUGUGCUGACUGCUGAUUUUCAGCUUCUCUUUAACAAUGCAAAGGCUUACUACAAGCCCGAUUCUCCUGAAUAUAAAGCUGCUUGCAAGUUAUGGGAGUUGUAUUUGCGCACAAAAAAUGAAUUUGUUCAAAAAGGAGAUGCUGAAGAGGAGGAUGAAGAUGAGGAAGGACAUGACAGUCAAGAACUAUCAUCUCCAGGUUAUCUGAAGGAGAUUCUUGAACAGCUUCUGGAAGCUGUAGCUGUUGCCACGAAUCCAUCAGGACGCCUGAUAAGUGAACUGUUCCAGAAGCUGCCUUCUAAAGUGCAAUAUCCAGAUUAUUAUGCAAUAAUAAAGGAGCCCAUAGAUCUUAAAACUAUUGCCCAAAGGAUUCAGAAUGGAACUUAUAAAAGCAUUCAUGCAAUGGCCAAGGAUAUAGAUCUUCUUGCAAAGAAUGCCAAAACCUACAAUGAGCCUGGAUCCCAAGUGUUCAAGGAUGCAAAUGCAAUUAAAAAAAUAUUUAAUAUGAAAAAGGCUGAAAUUGAGCACAGCGAGCUGGCCAAGUCAAGUCUCCGACUCAGGACGCCAUCAAAUUUGACUGCUUCCAAGCUGACAGGUCCUUCCUCACAGGGUAAAGGCAGUGUGGGUGAUGAGAGAAAUUCUUCUAACAAAUAUUUUCGUAACAAAAGAUCAGCCCAGGGGGAUCGUUUAUCAGCAAUAACCAUGGCAUUGCAGUAUGGAUCAGAAAGUGAUGAGGAUGCUGCUUUGGCUGCUGCUGCUCGUUAUGAAGGAGAGUCUGAAGCUGAGAGUAUUACUUCCUUCAUGGACACUUCUAAUCCUCUCUAUCAGCUUUAUGAUACAGUUAGAAGUUGCCGAAAUAAUCAGGGCCAGCUAAUAUCUGAACCCUUUUUCCAGUUGCCCUCCAAGAAAAAGUAUCCUGAUUAUUACCAGCAAAUUAAAACACCUAUUUCAUUGCAGCAGAUCAGAGCUAAACUGAAGAACCACGAGUAUGAAACAUUAGAUCAGUUGGAGGCUGACCUGAACUUAAUGUUUGAAAAUGCCAAGCGUUACAAUGUCCCCAAUUCUGCCAUCUAUAAGAGAGUUCUGAAAAUGCAGCAGGUUAUGCAGGCAAAAAAGAAGGAGCUUGCUCGGAGAGAUGACAUUGAGGAUGGGGACAGUAUGAUUUCUUCUGCUACAUCUGAUACUGGAAGCUCCAAAAGGAAAAGUAAAAAGAACAUGCGAAAGCAACGAAUGAAGAUCUUGUACAAUGCAGUUCUGGAAGCUCGAGAGUCGGGCACAGGCAGACGGCUCUGCGACCUGUUUAUGGUUAAGCCAUCCAAAAAGGACUAUCCAGAUUACUAUAAAAUUAUCUUAGAGCCAAUGGACUUGAAAAUGAUAGAACACAACAUCCGUAAUGAUAAGUAUGUAGGGGAAGAAGCCAUGAUUGACGACAUGAAGCUCAUGUUCCGAAAUGCAAGGCAUUAUAAUGAGGAAGGCUCCCAGGUAUACAAUGAUGCCCAUAUGCUGGAAAAGAUCCUCAAAGAAAAAAGGAAAGAACUCGGACCACUGCCUGAAGAUGAUGAUGUUGCAUCCCCUAAACUAAAGCUAAGUAGAAAAAGUGGCAUUUCCCCCAAAAAAUCGAAAUACAUGACCCCAAUGCAGCAGAAAUUGAACGAGGUGUAUGAAGCAGUUAAGAAUUACACGGACAAACGGGGCAGGCGGCUGAGCGCCAUCUUCUUGCGGCUGCCGUCUCGGUCUGAGCUGCCCGACUACUACAUAACCAUUAAGAAGCCGGUUGACAUGGAGAAGAUCAGAAGUCACAUGAUGGCCAAUAAAUACCAGGAUAUCGAUUCCAUGGUAGAAGACUUUGUGAUGAUGUUCAACAACGCUUGCACCUACAAUGAGCCAGAAUCUUUGAUUUACAAAGAUGCCCUGGUCCUGCAUAAGGUUUUGCUUGAAACUCGAAGAGAGAUAGAAGGAGAUGAGGAUUCUCAUGUGCCCAAUGUGACUUUGCUAAUUCAGGAACUUAUCCAUAACCUUUUUGUAUCUGUUAUGAGCCACCAGGAUGAUGAGGGCAGAUGCUACAGUGAUUCCCUAGCUGAGAUUCCUGCUGUUGAUCCCAACUUCCCAAAUAAACCUCCUCUGACUUUUGACAUUAUCCGAAAAAAUGUUGAAAAUAAUCGCUAUAGACGACUGGAUUUGUUCCAGGAGAACAUGUUUGAGGUACUGGAGAGGGCAAGGAGAAUGAACAGGACGGAUUCAGAGAUCUAUGAGGAUGCAGUUGAACUUCAGCAGUUCUUCAUUAAAAUUCGAGAUGAACUCUGUAAAAAUGGAGAGAUUCUUCUGUCGCCUGCUCUCAGUUAUACCACCAAGCACCUUCACAAUGAUGUAGAAAAAGAGAAGAAGGAAAAGCUACCCAAAGAAAUAGAGGAGGAUAAACUCAAAAGAGAGGAGGAGAAAAGAGAAGCUGAAAAGAGUGAAGACUCUUCUGGCUCAGCUGGGCUGUCAUGCUUGCAUCGGACCUACAGCCAGGAUUGCAGCUUCAAGAACAGCAUGUACCACGUAGGAGACUACGUCUACGUGGAGCCUGCUGAAGCCAACUUGCAACCUCACAUAGUCUGUAUUGAGAGGCUAUGGGAAGAUUCUGCUGGAGAGAAAUGGCUAUAUGGCUGUUGGUUUUAUCGACCAAAUGAAACAUUUCAUCUUGCAACAAGAAAGUUCUUGGAGAAAGAGGUUUUUAAAAGUGACUAUUAUAAUAAAGUUCCAGUUAGCAAAAUUUUGGGUAAAUGUGUGGUCAUGUUUGUUAAGGAAUAUUUUAAACUGUGUCCUGAAAACUUUAGAGAUGAGGAUGUGUUUGUCUGCGAGUCGCGUUAUUCCGCUAAGACAAAAUCUUUUAAGAAGAUUAAACUGUGGACUAUGCCUGUCAGCUCUGUAAGAUUCGUCCCACGAGAUGUGCCCCUGCCUGUGGUCCGUGUUGCUUCUGUAUUUGCUAAUACAGACAAAGCAGAGGAGGAGAAGCACUCUGAUACGUUAGAUGACAGUAAGGUGGGGGAAGGUAUCCUUCAUCUCGAAAAGGACAAAGAAGAUGUACCAGUAGAAAUGUCUAAUGGGGAGCCUGGUUGCCAUUACUUUGAGCAGCUCUGUUACAAUGAUAUGUGGCUUAAGGUUGGGGACUGCGUCUUCAUAAAAUCGCACGGAUUAGUGCGGCCUCGGGUAGGGAGAAUUGAAAAGAUGUGGGUGCGAGAUGGAGCUGCGUAUUUCUUUGGUCCAAUCUUCAUCCAUCCUGAAGAAACUGAACAUGAGCCAACUAAAAUGUUCUACAAGAAGGAAGUGUUUCUGAGUAACUUGGAGGAGACCUGUCCUAUGUCGUGCAUUUUGGGCAAGUGUGCUGUUCUGUCGUUCAAGGACUUCCUCUGCUGCAGACCAACUGAAAUUUCUGAGAAUGAUGUUUUCCUGUGUGAGAGCCGCUACAAUGAAAGCGACAAACAAAUGAAGAAAUUUAAGGGGCUCAAGAGAUUUUCACUCUCUGCAAAAGUUGUCGAUGAUGAAAUUUACUAUUUUAGAAAACCCAUAGUUCCUCAGAAGGAACCAUCUCCACUUCUGGAGAAGAAAAUCCAGCAGCUAGAAGCAAAGUUUGCUGAGCUGGAAGGAGGCGAUGAGGACAUGGAAGAGAUGGGAGAAGAGGAAGGUGAUAUCACUGAAACACCUUCCAUGCCUCAGCUUCAGACUCCGUUAUCUAGUGAAUUGGAUAUCAUGCCUUAUACUCCACCGCAGUCCACUCCCAAGUCUGUUAAGGGCAGCACCAAGAAGGAGGGAUCAAAAAGGAAGAUCAACAUGAGUGGUUACAUCCUAUUUAGCAGUGAGAUGAGAGCUGUGAUUAAAGCUCAGCACCCAGACUACUCCUUUGGAGAGCUCAGCAGGCUUGUAGGAACUGAAUGGAGAAACCUGGAAGCAACAAAGAAAGCAGAAUAUGAAGGCAUGAUAAGUGGCUAUCCACCGGUGCUGCCACCUUUGCAGGGCCCAGUUGAUGGCAUUGUUAGCAUGGGCAGCAUGCAGCCACUUCACCCAGGGGUGCCCCCACCCCACCAACUCCCGCCAGGUAUGCCAGGCAUCCCAGGCAUCCCACCGCCCGGUGUUAUAGGCCAAAACGUGUCCCCCAUGGUAGGCACUCCAGCCCCCGGUGCAGGUCCGUUUGGACAGCAGAUAGGAAUCCUCGGUCCUCCAGGACAGCAGGCACCUCCCCCGUAUCCCGGCCAGAGCCCCGCCACGCAGCCUGUUAUGCAGCAGCCCUCGACUCCCAUGUUUGUUUCCCCUCCACCAAAGACACAGAGGCUUCUUCAUUCCGAAGCCUAUCUGAAAUACAUCGAGGGGCUCAGUGCUGAAUCAAACAGUAUUAGCAAGUGGGACCAGACCCUUGCAGCACGAAGACGAGACGUCCACUUGUCCAAGGAGCAGGAGAGCCGCCUCCCGUCGCACUGGCUGAAAAGCAAAGGGGCUCACACCACCAUGGCCGAUGCUUUGUGGCGCCUGCGAGACUUGAUGCUGCGAGACACCCUGAACAUCCGUCAGGCGUACAACAUAGAAAAUGUGUAGUCGCGUUCUUGCUUCUUUCUUUGAUACUGGCAUAUAGAGUUUUGUGGAACAAUAGCUGUUUUAGUUACUGGGUGGGGAGAGAUAACCAACGAUGAUUUGUAUUGCAUUUUACUGUACAUUGCGAGACCAUUUUUAUAUAAGGACACUUUUAAUAAGCAUAUUUCACUUUUUGUUAUAUUAAGUUGACUUUAUCAAAUACACAGAUUUUUGCAUAUGCUUCCUUUGUUUGAAAGGCGAUUUCAUAUUUGGUUAACUGUAGUCGAGGAUUCAUCUUUCUUACACUUUAUUGCUGAGAAUCUGAUGCCAUUGUUUUUAUAUAAAAGAAGAAAAAAAGAAAACAAAGUAUUUACAGGUUGGUACAAUGGAAUGUGAAAUUAGUCAUAGUUUACAUCCUAGAGGAAUGUGUGUACAUGUGCUUGUGUGUGCUAGGCGCUCCCAGCAGGAAGCUGACUUGGAUAUGAGCAGGGAGGAUCUCUUUGAAAGAAGCUGAAGGUAAGGUGAGCAUUGGAGCUAGGGAAAAACCACGUUGCAGGUAAAUACUGAGGCAGCUGAAUGGGCCACAGCGAUCGUGGAAGUGCAGGUGCAGAUAUGGGACAAGGCUAACCUGACUGCUAAUGCUGUCCAGUCUUGUCCAGGCAUUAAAGCUGCAGCCAAGGCCACUGUGACCCCAGAUCAGUAGCAGAAUACGUGUGCUGGCAUGCCUGCGGGAGGUGAAAUCUUUCGUCUGCUAUGACCUGCUUUGGGUGUUCUGAGAUGUCCCUGACGCUGGGCAGCAGGAAGGGAACACCUCUACCUGUGCAGUGCAGUCUGCGUGUGGGAGAGGCCACAACUUUGAACCAGUGUGGGUCAUGGAAGGUAAGUUAGAGGAGAGGGGAAGCUCUUUUGUUGGUAGAGUCACAUGGUUUCUAAAUCAUAUUCUGUUAAUGAUUGGGCACCGUAAGACAUUUUUCUAUUAAGUGUAUUGAUUCACACUAAUGAAAGUUUUACAAGGCAAAAUUUGAAAUGUAACACAUGAAUUCAGUUUCAAAACAGUACUGUAAGUUCAGCAUACCUUGUGCAUUGGAGACAGAGUGCGUUGUGCAUUGCAGCCUUCAGAGGGCUUUGUGCUUCUGUCGUUUAGCUCAGUAAGGUCAUGUAGGCUCCUCUUGCCAAAUGUUGAGGUUGUGACUGCCUUUGCUGAAGACUUCACUGUAGCAAACUAACCAACCUUUUGGGCUGCAAAGCUGUUUGCUUUCACAAGCUCCACUUUAGAGCUCUUGGAUUGCACAAAUUAACUGGGAAAACAGCACUAAUUUGAAAAGCAAACAAACAAAAAGCUGUUGGCACAAACAUGGUCGCUGCAACUCAGUCCAAAAGAAUAAUUUGCUGAUAUGCUUUCAUACUGCUUCUAGAAACGUUUAUCAUUUGGAAAGGUGUUUCAAAGUCUGCUCAUACAGAGCACUUUUGAGUUCAUACUGGCAGAAGGUUGCAUGUUUUUCUUCAGAUACUGGGUUCUGUUUGGUAAUGCAAUUGAAUACUGAUGAGGGAAGGGACAGGCAAGUAUGAACUAUUCUUAAAUGGUACUGGCUAGUUCCCCUCCUAUUCCAGCCCUACAUUCCUUGCACAGAAAACCUUAUAAUUAGAGGUGAGCACUUAGGGACAUUUUAGGACAGAUGUACACUGGGAUGCGAGGAAAAGGGAGCCAAGCAAAAUCUUACAGGAAAUUACAAUGGACAUCUCUACCAGUAGAGCACCUGUGGUACAGAAAUCAUUUACAAAGGGCAGUAAGGAACCACGUUUGUUUCAUGAGGUAGGAGUACACCUAGACCUCCUGUACAUACACACUGUCAUCUUAGAACACAUUUCAGUUACUGUAGGCUUUGCAGUUUUAGCCGCACAAAUGAGACGUUGAAGCGAAUCGGGCAGCAAAUCCUGGUUUCCAAGCACUUGGAAUUACCGUGGGUCGUAGAAAUACCACCAGAUGGUCUUGUUCUCAGCAUGAACAAAAACUACACCAAAGAACCUGGGAUGGAUUUUAGUUAACUUAUUGUUCUAUUUAUUUUCUUUGGAGGACUGGAUGGGACUCCCUCUGGAGCCCGUGUAACUCAGAUGUUUAAUUUAUCUGAAGGCCGGCGAUGAGCAGACGUGCAGCACUGGCUCUGUUCUGCCCGGGCAGCCAAAAUGCUGCUCCCACUGCUCUCAGUGCUCCCACUGCUCCCUGGCCCAGGGGCAAGAGGUUGGGAAUCCCCACAAAGCCUGGCUCCUCCUGUUAAGGCAGUGCAGAGCGCUACCGCUGAGCCACGGGGCUGGCCCUAAUCAAUUCUGAUAAGCUUUAUUUAUUUCAAAAUCCUGUCUCUGCAUAGGAGACUUUUCAGUUGAUGGCAGGAAGGUUUGGGAUAUGAUGGCUACAGUCUAGAAUUCAAAACCAGCAGAAGAAACUGUUUUUUGACUCUGGUUUAAAAACAAGGAAAGACGUCUGUCUGUCUUUUCCUCUCUUUGUGGGCAUUUGAACCCCUCAUUUGUUUUCCUCUGCUUUUCACUGUAUCGGCAUAAAUGAAACUUUCCUAUCGAAAUAAAUGUAUGUGUGGGAAAUGGUUGGCUUCUGAGAGAGUGGAAACAGAUCGACCUAGGACCGGCGUUUUCAUAAACCAGUUGGAGAUGAGUAAUAAUUAUUUGUUCUCUUCCUCAGCUCUUCUCUUCUAUGAGAAAAUUUACCAUUUCUGUAAGAAAAAAAAACAAAAAAAAAAAGUUGAUGUUGGUGACUUUUUUUUCAGCUCAUGGUUUCAGACCUGGUCAGUCCCUGUUUGGCUGCUCAUUCCAUCUUGUACUCCCGAGGGUUAAGCUGAUAACCAGGUGUGUAACAUGUAUGUACCAUCACUUUGUUUACCUGAGUCUUUUUAAUUUGAAUAAAAAUAGUUUGCAAAGUGUUUUGGAUUAA
Lagopus leucura (white-tailed ptarmigan) is the source of this 8100-nucleotide messenger RNA. It is a transcript of the gene PBRM1, whose product is annotated as polybromo 1. The transcript has 30 exons. NCBI's taxonomy places the organism in Eukaryota, Metazoa, Chordata, Aves, Galliformes, Phasianidae. The record is from RefSeq and is a predicted model, not a curated record. Gene Ontology annotation, biological process: chromatin remodeling. Gene Ontology annotation, cellular component: RSC-type complex. Bases 138 to 5183 code for a protein of 1681 amino acids. Gene Ontology annotation, molecular function: chromatin binding; protein binding.